UGGUCAGUUUGUGGAAGAGGAAAUAAAACAUUGAUGGUUGCUCUGCAUCAGUCUCUGAUAGCUCUGUGUGUGUGUACAGACCAUUUGGCAAUAACGCUUGUAUUUCCUGAGGAAGGGGGGACCUACCAACCGCCAACAUGUCGAGCAAAAGGGCCAAGGGAAAGAACACCAAGAAGCGUCCUCAGCGUGCCACCUCCAAUGUGUUUGCCAUGUUUGACCAGUCUCAAAUUCAGGAGUUCAAGGAGGCCUUCAACAUGAUCGACCAAAACAGGGAUGGUUUCAUUGACAAAGAGGACCUUCAUGACAUGUUGGCUUCAUUAGGUAAGAACCCCACAGAAGAUUACCUGGAGACCAUGAUGAACGAAGCGCCGGGCCCAAUCAACUUCACCAUGUUCCUGACCAUGUUUGGAGAGAAGCUGAACGGUACAGAUCCUGAAGAUGUGAUCCGUAACGCCUUCGCCUGCUUCGACGAGGAGGGCACAGGUGAGUGUAUAAUCCAGGAGGAGUACCUGCGGGAGCUGCUCACUACGAUGGGUGACAGGUUUACGGACGAAGAAGUGGACGAGCUCUUCCGAGAGGCGCCCAUUGACAAGAAAGGCAACUUCAACUAUGUAGCAUUCACACGCAUACUGAAGCACGGCGCAAAGGACAAAGAUGAUUAGCAACAGAAGCGGAUCUGGACAAGGUUUAUUCUGUGUGUAUUAUUAUGGGUUUCCACUAAAGUUAGAUCAGCGAUAUCCUGUUAUUUGGCUCAUGGCAGGCUUCACUGUGGUAUAGCUCACUGAAGGUAAUUCGUUUAAGCUGCUUGUGGGACCACACUGUACCUCUGGACCACCCCCCCUUCCCUAACUCCUCAACCCAUACUCCCAAAGCUCAUUUGCACAUCUGUGAAAACACCACUGAAGGGUCUGUAUAAGCUAGUAGAGAUGUAUGAAAAGACCCUCAUGGAUAAAGCUGGAAAUAAACUGAAACAAGGAGUCUGUUACCGUUCACUGAAUCAUUUGUAUUUUGUAGGAAAUUAAAUAUUAAAUUGUGGUCCGAGAUGAAUAGCCAAUGCUCUAUUCAUUUUUCAAAGGUUUUAUUUUUUUAAAACAAAGGAAAAUAGAUGUGAUGUGUCAGUCUUAGUGAUGGUUUAAAGCAAUAACAAUUCCACAGUUCACUCAUUUCAAAGAUACAUGGUUACGUGGGAUCAGUCUCAGUCAGGAUCAAACAAAAAGGUGCUGAAUAAUAAAUAUACACCAUAUGGCCAAA
Messenger RNA from Sebastes umbrosus (honeycomb rockfish), 1251 nucleotides. RefSeq names its product myosin, light chain 12, genome duplicate 2 (gene myl12.2). The transcript is spliced from 4 exons. Lineage: Eukaryota; Metazoa; Chordata; Actinopteri; Perciformes; Sebastidae. Gene Ontology annotation, cellular component: cytoplasm. Gene Ontology annotation, molecular function: calcium ion binding. The record is from RefSeq and is a predicted model, not a curated record. Bases 138 to 662 code for a protein of 174 amino acids.